Messenger RNA from Geodia barretti, 1233 nucleotides. The record is from the annotation of a GenBank genome assembly. Lineage: Eukaryota; Metazoa; Porifera; Demospongiae; Tetractinellida; Geodiidae.
CUGAAAGUAUUGGUUACAUUUUCAGUAACAAUGUGUCAGUUUUGGAACCUCCAAUUUUUCAAGACCAUACUACCACCAUUUUGUAUCGGUGACAAUGUAACUGGUAUUCAGGCUCACAUGCUGAAUUUCAUACCAGCGAUCUACCCAUUUGUUCUUAUCAUCACCUCCUGUAUUCUCAUGGAGCUGCAUGCUAGAAAUGUUAAAAUGAUUGGAAUUCUGUCAAAACCAUUUACGAUCAUUUUCAGUAAGGCUAGAAUCACAGUAGUGACUGGUGAUGCUGUGUUUCAAGCUUUUUCUUCACUUAUUUUCCUCUCAAACACUUCUGUUCUAUCUGCUUUAUUUCAAUUAUCAUACACUGAAAAUGUGUACAACUCAACUACGAUUCUUAAGAUAAAAGUAUUUUACCGUGAUCCAACAGUGGAGUGGCCCAGUUACAAAUAUCUCCCUUACUUGCUUACUGGAGUACUUGUCUUAUUUUUUAUCUCUGUGAUUCCCUCUGUCCUUCUCUGCAUAUACCCAACAAGGGUGUACCGACAUCUGUCAAGGUUUCUGAGUGCCAGGAAGCGACUGGCCAUCACAGCAUUUGCUGAGGCUCUCCACAGCUGUUUCAAAGAUGGUCUGAAUGGAACUCGUGACUACAGAGCACUGGCUGGAGCACAGUUAUUUAUUAUCCUAUUAAGCGCUAUGGCUACCAUGUUUCUUGAUUUUCUCAAUCAUCAUAAUGUAACUAUGGAUGUUGUAAGUACAUAUACUGUACGUAUACUUCUGUGGAUGAUGUUCGUAUGUCUGGUCUCAUAUGUGAAGCCCUGCAAGUCAGCAAUUGCAAAUGUCUCCCUCAGUUUUCACCUAAUUCUGUUUGGAAUUCUCGAUUGUGUACGUUACCUGUGGUGGUAUGAUUCUUAUGCCAGAACCUACCCACUUGAACUGACAUUCAUUGCCACUCUUCUUACACCACACAUCCUGGUGGCUCUGUGGGCAGGCUACACCUUGACCAAACACACACUGACAAGGUUUGGAUAUCAGUUCCAUGGCCCUGGUUGCAAGGAGGCAUUGAGUGACAAGGCAAAUGGUGUGAGACGGUGUCUCUCCAGAAGGAACAGUGGAUAUCAGGAGUUGCAAGAGCAAUGUGAUACUACUGGGCGGUGAAGAAAUGUUGUAGACAGAACAAGAAACUCAUUUUACCCACAUAACACUUUGUAAUGGUCUUACAAUGGUUUUGUUUAUUGAAAAGCA